UGCACGCGUUUUCGAAGUUCUUUUUGUGUUAAACCAAUUUGUCCACGGUCCGUUUUUGUUUGACCGAUUCCAGUGAGUGUUCUACAGCAGACAGACAGAGUAUUUGCACAGUAACAAUGGUGGCAAAGACGGUAACAAGUGGCCCACGGCCCCAGGGACAGGCUUACAAAGACAAAAGCAAACCGGCUGACAUCCGCCAGAGCAACAUCAAUGCCGCAAAGGCAAUCGCAGAUGCGAUCCGCACCAGCCUUGGACCACGCGGAAUGGACAAAAUGAUCCAAUCAGGCAACGGCGAAGUGACGAUCACCAACGAUGGAGCCACCAUACUGAAGCAGAUGAAUGUGAUCCAUCCGGCGGCCAAGAUGCUGGUUGAGCUGUCCCGCGCGCAGGACGUGCAAGCCGGUGACGGUACCACCUCGGUCGUCGUUGUGGCAGGAGCCUUGCUGGAAGCAGUGGAGAAACUGCUGGGAAUGGGCAUUCAUCCGACAGCGAUUUCCGAUGCGUUCCAGCGGUGCUCAGCUAAAGCGGUUGAUAUACUGACCGAAAUGUCACGACCGAUUGAACUGAGCGACCGUGAGUCGCUGGUUAAGAGUGCGUCCACUUCGUUAAACUCGAAAGUUGUUUCGCAGCACAGCAGUCAGCUGGCUCCCAUUGCGGUGGAUGCCGUAUUGAAGGUUACUGAACCUGGCCGUGAAAUCGGAGUUGAUCUGAAGAAUAUUAAGAUCAUCCGUAGUCUUGGCGGUACCAUCGAGGAUACGGAAUUGAUCGAUGGUUUGGUGUUCACUCAACGGUCAUGUGGUGUAAAUGGACCCAAGCGAGUUGAAAAGGCAAAGAUCGGAUUGAUUCAGUUCUGUAUUUCGGCCCCGAAGACCGAUAUGGAUCACAGCGUUGUGGUAUCGGACUAUGCUGCAAUGGAUCGCGUACUUAAGGAGGAACGUGCCUACAUUCUGAACAUCGUAAAACAGAUCAAGAAGUCCGGCUGCAACGUUCUGCUGGUUCAGAAAUCUAUUCUUCGUGAUGCUGUCUCGGAUCUUGCACUGCACUUUUUGGACAAAAUCAAGGUGAUGGUUGUAAAGGACAUCGAACGCGAGGAUAUUGAGUUUGUUUGCAAGACGUUGAACUGCCGUCCAAUCGCUUCCCUGGAUCAUUUCCUUCCGGAGCAUUUGGUAAAUGCUGACCUGGUGGAAGAGGUUUCCAGUGGAUCCAGCAAGUUUGUAAAAUUCACCGGUAUCCAGAACAUGGGCAAGACAGUUUCCAUUGUUAUUCGUGGUUCGAACAAACUGGUUUUGGAGGAGGCAGACCGCUCUUUGCAUGAUGCUCUAUGUGUUGUACGUUGUUUGGUUAAAAAUCGAGCUCUAAUUGCUGGCGGCGGCGCUCCGGAGAUCGAAAUGGCUUUGCAGUUGGCAGCUCACGCACAGACGCUUGGUGGUGUCGAUGCAUAUUGCUUCCGCGCGUUUGCCAAUGCUCUGGAAGUGAUCCCAUCGACACUGGCCGAAAACGCUGGACUCAAUCCGAUCGCAACGGUCACUGAACUGCGCAAUCGUCACGCUCAGGGAGAGAAGAACGCGGGCAUUAAUGUGCGCAAGGGUGCGAUCACCGACAUCCUCACGGAGAACGUGGUUCAGCCGUUGUUGGUAUCUACCUCGUCGAUUACGCUAGCUUCGGAAACGGUUAGGUCGAUUCUCAAGAUCGACGAUAUCGUUAACACUAUGCAAUAAGCUAGGUUGCUUCAUAAUUCCUCUCACUCAUCAAUUUAACCAUUAGCGCAGAAGCCUUUUUUCUACAUCGCACCAAACUAAUAUGCUUUCACGUAGCACUUGAACGUUCAUAGCUGUACGACCCUAAUUAACUAAAUAACAAUAAAC
Sabethes cyaneus is the source of this 1865-nucleotide messenger RNA. RefSeq names its product T-complex protein 1 subunit delta (gene CCT4). The record is from RefSeq and is a predicted model, not a curated record. Gene Ontology annotation, cellular component: chaperonin-containing T-complex. Gene Ontology annotation, biological process: protein folding. Bases 117 to 1718 code for a protein of 533 amino acids. Gene Ontology annotation, molecular function: ATP binding; ATP hydrolysis activity; ATP-dependent protein folding chaperone. Lineage: Eukaryota; Metazoa; Arthropoda; Insecta; Diptera; Culicidae. The transcript is spliced from 3 exons.